Molecule: messenger RNA, 397 nt
Organism: Aspergillus fijiensis CBS 313.89
Lineage: Eukaryota; Fungi; Ascomycota; Eurotiomycetes; Eurotiales; Aspergillaceae
Exons: 2
Coding region: 105-332 (75 amino acids)
Source: RefSeq, a predicted model, not a curated record
CAGUGACGUUGACCAUAUCUGGAUUAGCGGGAAGUUGUCCUCUGAUCCACGGUGAUUGCUGUUGACAUUGAGUUAGCCUCGAGAUUUCGAGAGCCCGACGGCGCAUGGAUCAGGACACCAGAUUGGCUUGUUUGUGGCUUCUUUGUUUGUCUUUACACUUCGUGGCUAAGAGAUAUCUUCAUAAUAUUUCCGGAGCUUGCUCGGCAUUGGUUGUAGCACCUACGGAUUUAGUCUGUUGUAUGCGAGUUGGCACUUCCAAACCUCGUGCCUCUCAAAACUUUCAAGCCAGGAAGUUGAGCGUGGAAUUUCUGGAUGAUCACAAUCUUGACUAAUGGACAACUCGUUGUUUUAUGAAGUUGUGGAACCCGCCGUGUAUCAGUAGUGUAUACCCUCGUCG